Molecule: messenger RNA, 1113 nt
Organism: Racocetra persica
Lineage: Eukaryota; Fungi; Glomeromycota; Glomeromycetes; Diversisporales; Gigasporaceae
Source: the annotation of a GenBank genome assembly
CCGGUGCUUAUCUCAACCAUGGAUGAACUUCGUAAACAAGUUCUUUCUCACACUGCCGGUGAAGAGCGGGUUGAGGUUAAUCAAAGGCACUUAAUUGAUAAGAUCUUGGCGAGGUAUUCAGCAGAAUUUGUAGUAUUUCGAGAGCUAAUGCAAAAUGCAGACGAUGCAAAGUCUUCAAGUGUAGAAAUUAUAUAUGAAACUCAAAACAAAAGUGCAGAUAAGUCCAAUAUAUUAAAAGACAAGUGUGUAAGGAUAUUAUUUAAAAACAAUGGCUUCGUGUUUCGUCCCGAAGAUUGGAGUCGAUUAAAGAAAAUUGCUGAAGGGAAUCCUGACGAACAAAAGAUCGGUGCUUUUGGAGUUGGGUUCUAUUCAUUGUUUUCCGUCUGUGAAGAGCCAUUUGUAUCCUCAGGAGGUCAAGGCAUGGCAUUUUAUUGGAAAGGGGAUCAAUUAUUCGCUAAACGUGCUGCUAUUAGUCAAGAAGAUCAAACGUGGACAACUUUUCUUAUGGAUAUGAGAGAUUAUGCGGAGUUUCCUAACGCUGAAGAUUUUGGUCGAUUUUUGGCUACAUCAUUGGGUUUCACGGGGAAUCUUCGCGAAGUAUCCGUAUAUUUCAAUGAUAAGAGGAUUAUACGUAUCACAAAAAAAAUGUCUGACCCGAGGACUAUGACUAUAUUCUCCGGCUUAAAUACGACAUCGCCAGAAAGAAUGUUCCAUUUAAAAUCUGUUGACGUACGGAAAGUGCAAUUGGACGUCGAGAGGAUAAUUAUUCCUUCGAAAUUUUCUCUAACUAGAUCGACACUGAGUGACUAUCCGACAGAAGAAACAUCCAUAUUUCUUCGAGUAGCCAGUGGCCAUUUAGAUGUACGAGUAUCCAGAGCAUUUUCGGCAGAUAUGGAGCGUACAACAAAAAAGAAACCACCAAGUCAAACUAUUAUUCAGAUGAUAUUUACUGGAUAUGACGAGCAAUAUUUUUCUGAAGAUAAAAACAAAAAAAUAUCUGGAAUAUUUAAAAAUUUGUUGCCAUUUCCUGAACAAGGUAGAAUUUUUAUUGGGUUUCCUACACAUCAGACGACUGGGUGUAGUUCUCACUUGGCGGCUCGCUUAAUUCCAACG